GGAUAGGCAAAUAGUUGAAGGCUUUGCUUAGUUAAACUCCCAACCAAAAGAAAAUUGCAUUUCCAUUUCCAUUUCAUUUCAUUGGCCGUUUAUUUUGAAUGUGUUGUUAGAUCCGUCGGCGUCCCAUGUCGUCGUCGCAGAACCUUGGUGGCGCCACCAGAUGCGGCCGGGUCGUUGGGCCAACACUGGACAAAAUCAUCAAAAACGCCGCCUGGCGCAAGCAUACAUUCCUGGUUUCCGCCUGUAAAUCUGUCCUCGACAAGCUCGAAUCACUCUCCGAUUCUCCCGAUCCUUCAUCGCCUCUCUUUGGUCUCUCCACCUCCGAUUCGGAUGCUGUCCUUGAGACUCUCCUUCUCUCCCUUGAUACCGCAUACACCAAGGUUGUUGAGCCUGCUCUCGAUUGCUCUUUCAAUCUCUUCUCCCUCUCCCUCCUCCGAGGCGAGGUAUGCUCCUCGUCUCCCGACUCUCUUCUCUACAAGCUCAUCCACGCGAUCUGCAAGGUUUACAGCCUUGGCGAGGAGUCAGUUGAGCUAGCAGUCCUCCGCGUCCUCCUCGCUGCUGUCAGAUCUCCUCUCAUCAUGAUUCGAGGCGAUUGUUUGCUCCAUCUUGUGAGGACUUGCUACAACGUGUAUCUCGGCGGAUUCAAUGGGACCAACCAGAUCUGCGCCAAAUCUGUACUAGCUCAGAUUAUGAUCAUCGUCUUCACCAGAUCCGAGGCGAAUUCUAUGGAUGUAUCAUCAUUCAAAACGGUUAACGUCAACGACUUGCUUGCCAUCACAGAUAAAAAUGUCAACGAAGGGAACUCUGUUCAUAUUUGCCAGGGAUUCAUUAACGACGUAGUUACGGCCGGAGAAGCUGCUCCUCCCCCGGAUUUCAGAUUAGUCAUAGAACCAGGCGAGAAUCCUGAGGAUGGGGGCACAAGCAAGAUCAGGGAAGACGGAUUCCUUUUGUUCAAAAAUCUAUGUAAGUUGUCCAUGAAGUUCUCGUCACAAGAGAACACCGACGAUCAGAUUCUUGUGAGGGGCAAGACUUUGUCUCUGGAGUUGCUCAAAGUUAUAGUUGAUAACGGUGGCCCAAUUUGGCGCUCUGACGAAAGGCAAGUUUUAUCUUUGAUUCUACAAAGUCUGUGUUAUAUGAGCAUCCUAGAGCUAACCCCUAAAAUAUGCAGGUUUCUAAAUGCCAUUAAGCAGUAUCUUUGCUUGUCGCUGUUAAAGAAUAGCGCACUCUCCGUAAUGUCUAUUUUUCAACUUCAAUGUGCUAUCUUCACCAGCUUACUACGGAAAUAUAGAUCGGGCAUGAAAUCAGAAGUAGGCAUAUUCUUCCCCAUGCUUGUCCUCCGAGUCCUUGAAAAUGUUCUUCAGCCAAGUUUCUUGCAAAAAAUGACUGUGCUCAGCCUACUUGACAACAUUUGCCAAGACCCGUACCUAAUCAUUGACAUAUUUGUCAACUUUGACUGUGAUGUGGAGUCACCAAACAUCUUCGAAAGGAUAGUCAACGGUCUUCUGAAAACUGCUCUUGGGCCUCCUCCUGGUUCCUCGACCACUUUGACCGCUGUCCAGGACAUUACGUUUAGGCACGAAUCAGUGAAGUGCUUGGUUAGCAUUAUUAAGGCAAUGGGAACAUGGAUGGACCAACAAUUUAGCGUGGGAGAAUCACUUUUGCCCAAGAGCGUAGAAAAUGAAGCACUUGGAGACAAUUAUUCCAACCCAAAUGAAGAAGACGGGACAACUGCAGAUCAUGACUUUCACCCAGAUUUGAGUUCAGAGUCAUCAGAGGCUGCAACUCUUGAACAGAGGAGGGCGUACAAAAUUGAACUCCAGAAAGGCGUCGCUCUAUUCAACAGAAAGCCUUCAAAGGGCAUUGAGUUUCUUAUAAGCUCUAAAAAGGUUGGCAGCUCCCCAGAUGAGGUGGUGUCGUUCCUGAGGGAUACCACAAGCUUGAAUCCAACCAUGAUUGGAGAUUAUUUAGGUGAAAGAGAGGAGUUUCCAAUGAAAGUUAUGCAUGCCUAUGUGGACUCGUUUGAUUUCAAGGAGAUGAAUUUUGGUGAGGCAAUUAGGUUUUUCUUAAGGGGGUUCAGGCUUCCUGGAGAAGCACAGAAAAUUGACCGCAUAAUGGAAAAGUUUGCUGAACGAUUUUGCAAAUGCAAUCCAAAUUCAUUCAGCAGUGCGGACACAGCAUAUGUUCUUGCAUACUCUGUGAUAAUGCUUAACACUGAUGCCCAUAAUAUUAUGGUUAAAGAAAAGAUGACCAAGGCUGAUUUUAUCAAAAAUAACCGAGGCAUUGAUGAUGGCAAAGAUCUUCCAGAAGAGUACCUUGGUGCGCUUUAUGACCAAGUUGUCAAAAAUGAAAUAAAGAUGAGUUCUGAUUCUUCUGCUCCAGAAAGCAGGCAGUCCAACGGCCUGAAUAAACUACUGGGUCUAGACGGUAUACUCAACCUGGUUUACUGGACACAAACAGAAGAAAAAGCGGUUGGGGCUAAUGGUCUUCUUAUAAAGCAUAUUCAAGAAAAGUUCAGGUCGAAGUCUGGAAAAUCAGAAUCAGCUUACCAUGUCGUCACAGAUGUCGCAAUAUUGCGUUUUAUGGUUGAUGUUUCCUGGGGACCAAUGCUUGCCGCAUUCAGUGUUACACUUGAUCAGAAUGAUGACAGGCUUGCUGCAGUUGAAUGCUUACGAGGCUUUCGGUAUGCCGUUCAUGUUACAGCAGUUAUGGGUAUGCAAACGCAAAGAGAUGCAUUUGUCACUUCCAUGGCCAAGUUCACAAAUCUCCAUUGCGCAGGAGAUAUGAAGCAAAAGAAUGUAGAUGCUGUUAAAGCUAUCAUAUCAAUUGCCAUUGAAGAUGGUAACCACUUGCAAGAUGCUUGGGAGCAUAUUUUGACUUGUCUUUCCAGAAUUGAGCAUUUGCAAUUAUUGGGUGAGGGAGCUCCAAGCGAUGCAUCUUAUUUUGCAUCAUCCGAGACGGAGGAGAAGAAAGCCUUGGGUUUUCCUAAUUUGAAGAAAAAAGGAGCCCUCCAGAAUCCGGUAAUGAUGGCAGUUGUUCGAGGGGGUUCAUACGACAGCAGUGCGAUUGGACCAAAUGUGUCGGCCCUUGUGAGGCAGGAUCAAAUCAAUAACUUCAUUGCAAACUUGAAUUUGCUUGACCAGAUCGGGAGUUUUCAGUUGAGUAAUGUGUAUGCUCAUAGCCAGCGGUUGAAGACUGAAGCCAUAGUAGCAUUUGUCAAAGCUCUGUGCAAAGUCUCUAUGUCAGAACUGCAGUCUCCUACAGAUCCUCGAGUAUUUAGCCUCACAAAAUUAGUUGAGAUCGCCCACUACAACAUGAACCGCAUCAGGCUAGUCUGGUCACGCAUAUGGAGCAUCCUGUCAGAUUUUUUUGUAUCUGUAGGCUUAUCAGAGAAUCUUUCUGUUGCAAUAUUCGUUAUGGACUCACUACGACAGCUUUCUAUGAAGUUCUUGGAACGCGAGGAGCUAGCUAAUUACAACUUCCAGAAUGAAUUUCUUCGACCGUUUGUCAUUGUUAUGCAGAAAAGCAGUUCUGCUGAAAUUAGAGAACUAAUAGUUAGGUGCAUUUCUCAAAUGGUACUCAGCCGUGUCAGUAAUGUGAAAUCAGGGUGGAAAAGUGUUUUCAAGGUUUUCACAACUGCAGCAGCUGAUGAAAGAAAGAACAUUGUGGUGUUGGCCUUCGAGACAAUGGAAAAAAUCGUCCGAGAGUAUUUUUCAUAUAUCACAGAGACGGAGGCAACAACUUUUACUGAUUGUGUUAGAUGUCUUAUAACUUUCACUAACAGCAAGUUUACCAACGAUGUUAGCCUGAAUGCUAUUGCGUUUCUACGAUUUUGUGCACUAAAACUUGCAGACGGAGGCCUUGUGUGGAAUGAGAAGAGUAGGUCUAGCAGUCCCAGUACUCCAGUAACAGAUGACUGCGCACCAAAUAUCCAAAAUUUUAUGGAAGUAGAUGAGAACAUAUCAUAUUGGGUUCCUUUGCUCACAGGAUUGUCUAAGCUAACUUCUGAUUCCAGAUUAGCAAUUCGUAAAAGCUCCUUGGAAGUGCUCUUUAAUAUUUUAAAGGAUCAUGGCCAUCUCUUUUCACAAACGUUCUGGAUCGGCGUUUUCAGUUCUGUUAUUUAUCCUAUAUUUAACAGUUUGUGGGGAGAGAAAGAUCUACUUUCUAAAGAUAAAGAUGAACACAGUUCAUUGCCAUCCACAUAUGGUCCACAUUCUAAUGGGGUUUCUUGGGAUUCUGAGACUUCAGCUAUGGCGGCACAGUCUCUGGUGGACCUAUUUGUCAGUUUUUUUACUGUGAUUAGGUCUCAACUUUCUAGUGUGGUAUCACUACUUGCUGGUCUUAUAAGAAGUCCAGCUCAGGGUCCUACAGUAGCUGGAAUCGGGGCGUUGCUGCGGUUGGCAGACGAAUUGGGUGGGAGGUUCUCAGAAGACGAGUGGAUGGAGAUAUUUUUGGCUGUGAAAGAAGCUGCUUCAUUGACAUUGUCUAGUUUCAUGAAGAUACUGAGAAUCAUAGAUGACGUUCAAGAUGAGGAAACAUUGUCUGAUCAGGACUUUAGUAAUGAAGAUAAUGUGGACGAGGAUAGCCUGCAAACUAUGUCGUAUGUUGUUUCAAGAACAAAGAGUCACAUAACCGUCCAGUUACAAGUUAUUCAGGUAGUGACCGAUCUCUACCGAGUCCAUCAGCAGUCACUGUUGGCAUCUCAUGUCGCAGUUAUACUGGAGAUACUCUCAUCAAUCACAUCACACGCCCACCAGCUAAAUUCUGAUCUGAUACUGCAGAAGAAAGUAAGGAGGGCAUGCUCUAUCCUGGAACUCUCUGAACCUCCCAUGCUUCAUUUCGAAAACGACACCCACCAGAACUACCUGGAGGUUCUUCAGGACAUACUAACAGACAAUCCAGGAGUGUCCGUGGAGCUAAGUAUAGAGUCUCAACUGAUUACAGUGUGUGUAAAAAUUCUGAAGAUGUACCUGAAAUGCACAGUGUUUGAGGGUGCAGAGUUGGAAGAAACCAAGCAGCCCAAAAACUGGAUUCUUCCCAUGGGAGCGGCAGCGAAGGAAGAAGCAGCAGCGAGGUCUCCGCUAGUGGUUGCGGUGCUGAAGGCACUUAGGGGUCUGAAAGGAGAUUCAUUCAAGAGGUAUGCACCAACUUUUUUCCAGUUGUUGGUGGAGCUUGUGCGGAGUGAGCACAUCAACUCGCAAGUACCACAAGUGUUAAGCACCGUGUUCCAUACGUGUAUGGGUCCAAUGAUGGGUGAAUAGAAUAGGAUGGUUUAGUUAUACUUUUUGACACUGGAGCACCUGAAGGAAAGUUUGCGAGCAGAACAGAAAACUGUGAUUUCUUUUGUUUUUGUUUUUCUAGUUUUUGUAUUAUUGACAGAAGAUCCUAGGUUUUGAGUGGUAAUUGAUUAUUGUUAUAGAAGCUAAGAAUGGUAGGAUGAGAUUCCGCGAUCAUUAGAAUUACUACUCUGCACUGCCUAUAUUCUCUCUUCCAGUCAUGAUUGUAAUUUGUAAAUGCAGAACUCCCUAAGCAUAAUAAAUAAUAACUUGCGAGGAAGUUGUCAUCGAUGAA
Messenger RNA from Brassica napus (rape), 5568 nucleotides. RefSeq names its product brefeldin A-inhibited guanine nucleotide-exchange protein 1. The coding region runs from base 126 to 5258 and encodes 1710 amino acids. Lineage: Eukaryota; Viridiplantae; Streptophyta; Magnoliopsida; Brassicales; Brassicaceae. Gene Ontology annotation, cellular component: trans-Golgi network. Gene Ontology annotation, molecular function: guanyl-nucleotide exchange factor activity. The transcript is spliced from 10 exons. The record is from RefSeq and is a predicted model, not a curated record. Gene Ontology annotation, biological process: regulation of ARF protein signal transduction.